AUGACGGGACCUUGGAAGGUCAACUUCCUUACAGCCCUGUGGCUAGGUGCAACCUUUGCCGGUGCAAACCUCGAACUAGAAACCUCCUCUGGAGCAGCCGUGUUCACACACCCGGUCUAUCCUAGAGUUUUGGUCGCAAGACAAGAACAAGAGAUUCCGGCUGAUGACCGGAAUCCGCCUCCCCCAAUCAUCCCCAAUCCUCAGCCAAAUGAACCCGCAGGCCCAGUCACGCCAGUACCAGCUCCUGAGCCAGAAACAACAGUCGAACCCAACAACCCUCCUCUGCCAGCAACCACAACAGCGGCACCUGCGCCCCAAGAGCCACAGAUUACAACUGAGCCAGAGAACCCACCUGCCCCAGUUACUACGGACGAGCCUGAUACACCAGAGCAGCCGAAGACCACUGAUGUUGCACCUGUACCAAUACCGGUCCCAAUUCCCAACAAACCUGAUGAUCCUAAGAAACCCGACAAUCCCAAGAAGCCAGAUGAACCUAAAAGGCCUGAUGAUCCAGAAAAGCCCGAUGGUCCUAAGAAGCCCGACGAUCCCAAGACUCCAGACAUUCCAGAUGUUCCAGAUGUUCCCAAGAUCCCAGAUGUGCCCAAGAUCCCAGAUGCGCCCAAGAUCCCAGAUGCGCCCAAGGUUCCCGACACACCUGAUCCUAAGCCUGAUAACCCUGAAGAUCCCAAAGAUCCGAAGGACCCUGAGAAUCCCGAUCCUGAAGACCCCGAAGACCCCGACGACCCCAAAGAGUCUCAAGAUCCUCAGGAUCCUAAAGCUCCUCAAGAUCCCAAUGAACCGGAUGAUUGUGAGAAGAAGGAUCCAGCACCAUGCACAGAGACCGUUUCGUUUUACUCGGAAAGCGAGACGUAUACCAGUACCGUCUACGUAACAUGCCCUGCACCGAUCGACUGCCCCGCUAGAGAAGCCUCAACCGUCACUACUAGCAUCUUCCCCGAAGAGUCGGUCCUUUGGGGCGACGUACCUGCCGAUAACGAGGCCAUCCCUACAAUGGAAGCGAUCGAAGAUGAUACCUCUAGAUACUUCCAACAGGUUUUUGACGAUGAGAACAUCUCUAUCAACGAUGCUCAACACCCCGAUGUUCAAUGUCAAAAACAAAGUAGCGACGACGUACCUCGUGACUGCUUCAUGUCUAUCUACUCCAAGUUCUGCGCCGACGUUAAUGGACAUGAGGGCGAUGAGCUAAGCAAGAACCUCACCGGUGCUGAUGCCGAAGGCGGUUCACAAGAGAAGCGUGCGUCGAUUAACAUGAGAAGACAUAUGCUUCGUGAACGAGCUGAGUCUUGCGAUGGUUGGGUGUUCGAACACGACUGGAGCGGCGCAAAGGGCGAUUGCCAAAUCCCCUGCGGAGAUUCUAUGUACGCUUUUGGCGACGAGUGUUUUGACUCUGAGAACAGCUUUCUUGAAGGUACUAUCGAUGUUGGUUGUGGUACCUACAAGUACACCGCGAUACCUACGACGUCAACGACAGCACCACCGUUUCACUUAACCGGUCUCCCAACUCUGACCGACAUUCCUGGACCUAUCUCCACCCCUGACGGCAGCUCAUGCGCUGAGACAGCAACGAAUACACAAUGUGCUCAGGGCGGUGGUGGUAGAGGACAAGCAUGCGUCGAGAACACAUACUGUGCGUCAUGGGCCUCAACUGAGCCCACCGAAGCUCCAGCGCCACCAGAGGAGGAAACCCCACCAGAGGAUGAAACGACAUCGUUGGAAUUGGGCCCAGUGUUCUGCAAGAAUAGGGGAGGUAAUCACAAAGACGUCAGCCCACGUGCUGUGCGUGCCUUGGCAGAUGCGUACUGCGAGGCUAAUUUACCCGUUGAGUUGAAGCCUGGAGACCCUGCUUAUGGUAUCACGAAGAGCGAUCUUUAUUACUAUGAGGUUUCGUGGGUUGAAGGAUGCAAGACGACUGUGGAUUUGCAGGACCCGUAUACACCGCUGGGAAAUGAUGGCCCGCUUUGCAAGGAUUUGUUUGUAAAGGCUUACGCAAGAUGUGAUAAUGACGGUAUUGGAGGAUACAUCGAUGCUGGCUGUGUGCGAUACACGUUCCUCGGCGCUCAGUAG
Fusarium graminearum PH-1 is the source of this 2085-nucleotide messenger RNA. RefSeq lists its product as uncharacterized. NCBI's taxonomy places the organism in Eukaryota, Fungi, Ascomycota, Sordariomycetes, Hypocreales, Nectriaceae. The coding region runs from base 1 to 2085 and encodes 694 amino acids. The transcript has 3 exons. The record is from RefSeq and is a predicted model, not a curated record.